AAAAAAAGAAAAACUCCACUACCUCCACACCUUUCUACAGCUGCCACAGCUUUCUGCUACAGGUAAAACAAAACCAUGGAUCCUGAUUACUUCAAAUCAUACGAGAUGUGUUGGGGUACCCUUGGAACAGUGCGACCAUUCUCCAAUUUCCACCCUGACAGAGAUGCUACGGAGAUCCAGGCGGCGUUGGAAAAGAAAGAUGCGGUGACCCUGGUGAGAAUCCUAACCAAUCGCAGCAACGCUCAGAGACAAGUGAUUGCCAGUACCUUUGAAGAGAUAACACACAAGGACCUGGCAGGUGGUUUGAAGAAAGCUCUGUCUGGAGAUCUGGAAGUUCUGCUGCUGGAGCUGCUGAUGCCGCCUCUGCAGUAUGAGGCUCAGCGCCUGCAGCAGGCCAUGUCGGGUAUAGGCACGGAUGAGGAAACACUAAUGGAGAUCCUGUGCACACGAUCUGGAAAGCAGCUUCAAGAAAUCAGUGCCACAUACAAACAAUUGUACAAGAAGGACCUGGAGAAGGAGAUGAAAGGAGAAACCAGUGGAGACUUUGCUAAGCUUGUCAUGGCUUUGCUAAAUAAAGAAAAUGUUGCUGGUGGGGUUCAAAGAGACAUUGAGUCACUUUCUGCAUCACUAAAUGGGAAAAAAGCUGAUGCAGGACCAUGGAUUGACAUACUGACCUCUAGAGACUCAGACCAUCUGAACAAAGUGCUGAUGGGACUGGAGCUGGAGAGCGGACAGAUGGUGGGUGAGGCUGUGGAGAAGAAAUUCUCAGGAGACAUUCGACUGGGUUUGAAAGUCUUAGUGCAGUGCAUUCAAAGCCCUGACGUCUACCUGGCUAAAAGAAUAACGACCAUGAAGACACCAGGUGUGCAAGGGAUUAUGGUGUCUCACUCUGAGGAAGAUCUGCUGUGUAUCCGAGCUGCCUACAUUAAGUUAACAGGCACUUCUCUCUACACUGCUCUACAGAAACACUUCAAAGGAGACCAUCUACAGGCUCUGCUGGCCAUCUGUCGAUCUGAAGACUAAACAAAAGCUACAAAUUUUAUGAUGUGCAAAAAUAAACUACUUGUCCCAUUGCUGCUAUUCAUAUUUUAUGGAAUCUUAUUUAAUAGCCUGCUCUGUGUAUGCUUGCUUUAAAGACUUCUACAAAUACAUGCAACUAAAUCUAAGAAGUUCUGUUGGAUAUUUUAUGAGUGCAGUUUGUGCAUUUGUUUUGAUUACUUUUAAUAUCUACAAGUAAUAGUUCCUGAUCCUGAUGUCAUAUCUACAUACAGUAUGUUUUCCAAAUGGUGCUUAUAAACAGAAAAUAAUGGCACCCUUUCUUUUAGUGAUUUAAUAUUGAAUUAUUUUAGAAUAUUCAUCAUUUCUCUUUUUCGUUAAUGUUAUAUGUCCAAAUAUGUAAUGUUUAUACAAAUAGUAUAACAAUCACAGUUCAAAAAUUUUAUAUGUUAAUCUUAGCUAACUCUGGCUAACUUAAAUCUCUCCUACUCUUUCAAUUAUUCCUGAUACCACACAGAGUUCAGAUCCAUUACAUACCAUGUUUCUUUUAACAUGACGAUUUAACAAAUACCUUAAGUUUAUCAACACAUUACUGAAGAACAACCAGCAAAUGUUUAACACACUUAAAAAGUUCAGUACUUAUCCUACUCCAUCAGUCCCCUCAGUG
Molecule: messenger RNA, 1663 nt
Organism: Seriola dumerili (greater amberjack)
Lineage: Eukaryota; Metazoa; Chordata; Actinopteri; Carangiformes; Carangidae
Gene: anxa14
Product: annexin A2-like
Exons: 13
Coding region: 76-1023 (315 amino acids)
Cellular component (GO): cytoplasm
Molecular function (GO): calcium-dependent phospholipid binding; calcium ion binding
Source: RefSeq, a predicted model, not a curated record